This is a messenger RNA of Psylliodes chrysocephalus, 638 nucleotides long. The record is from the annotation of a GenBank genome assembly. Lineage: Eukaryota; Metazoa; Arthropoda; Insecta; Coleoptera; Chrysomelidae.
AUGAGGAAAAGUGAGGUUAGGAUAUAGUUGAAGUGAAGUUGUUUUCAAAGUUUCUUUUAUUAUUUAAUAAUUUAUUGGAUGGCUAAGUAACCUAAUUUCAAUAUGGCAGAUAGACUUACACAAUUACAGGACUGCAUUAAUAAACAAGCAGAACAUUUCUGCAACAGUAUUGGAAUACUCCAGCAAUUUGCUGCACCAAGCAAAUUUCCCAAUUUUGAUAGAAGUGGUUCUCAAACACCUCAGCAACAACAAAAUCAAGAAGAUUAUGUACAACUGUUUACAACACUAAUUGCCAGAUGUGCAAAAGAUAUUGAUACAUUAAUUGAGUCUCUUCCAAGUGAGGAGAACUCAACAGAACUUCAGUUGCAAAGUUUGAGAAUAUUGGAACAAGAAAACCAAGAAGCUGCUGAAAGGCUUGAAGCAAUUGUCAGAAAUGGUCAAGAAUUGCUUGAAAAAAUCCAAGCUGCUCUCAGCGAUAUUGCACAGGCACAACUAGAUAUGCAACAUCUUACAAAAACCAUAACAGAGGGCAAAGAAUGAAUGACAUUAGGGUAUAAUGUAAUACAUACAUGUAUUAUCUUUUUAGUACUUAAGUUUUAUAACAAUUUUUGCAUGAUAUUAAAUUAUUUGUUUAUACU